Dentiscutata erythropus is the source of this 264-nucleotide messenger RNA. NCBI's taxonomy places the organism in Eukaryota, Fungi, Glomeromycota, Glomeromycetes, Diversisporales, Gigasporaceae. The record is from the annotation of a GenBank genome assembly.
AUGAGUUCAAUUGAAAAUAAAGUUGACUCACUGAUUGAAAUUAAAGAAAAAUAUGAAAAAUUGUUAAAAAAACAUCAAAAGGUUGCAGAAGAAUUAAAAAAAUUAAAAGAAAAAGAAGAAACAAACGAAGGAUUAAAAGAAAAAGCAAAUAAUUGUUUAAGUAAAAUGCAAAUCGAAAUUAACGAAGAUGAGAGUUUAGAACAUAAAUUAGAUAAACUUGAAACAAAAAUCGAUGUAAUUUCCAGUAAAUUAAUGAACUGUUAA